AUGCCUGUUCCGUGUGAAAAACGAACCGAAAUGCAGGCGCCAGAGUUCAAGGACUUUGCGAAGGAGAUGGUCGAUUACAUCUCCAACUAUCUCGAGAACAUCCGCGACAGACGUGUUCUACCAACCGUUCAGCCGGGCUAUCUGCGACCGCUAAUCCCCGAUGAAGCACCCCAGCAGCCGGAAAAGUGGGAAGAAGUGAUGGCCGACGUUGAGCGGGUUAUUAUGCCGGGCGUUACGCACUGGCACAGCCCGAAGUUCCACGCGUACUUCCCCACGGCCAACUCUUAUCCGGCGAUCGUGGCUGAUAUGCUGAGCGGUGCCAUCGCUUGUAUUGGGUUUACUUGGAUUGCUAGCCCCGCUUGUACUGAGCUUGAAGUGGUGAUGCUGGAUUGGCUGGGCAAGAUGUUGGACCUUCCGAAUGAGUUCCUUGCGUGUUCCGGUGGACAGGGCGGUGGAGUUAUCCAAGGCACCGCCAGUGAGGCCACUCUUGUUGCGCUGCUCGGUGCUAAGGCGAAGGCAAUGAAGCGUGCCAAGGAGGAACAUCCCGACUGGGACGAUCAUACCAUCGUGUCAAAGCUGGUUGGAUACACAUCCAAUCAAUCUCACUCCUCGGUGGAGCGUGCCGGAUUGCUCGGAGGCGUGAAGCUGCGUGGCCUGAAAGCGGACGAAAACCUAAAGCUUCGCGGUGAAACGCUCGAAAAAGCCAUCAAGGAAGAUCUCGAAGCGGGACUGAUUCCGUUCUACGUGGUAGCCACGCUCGGCACGACCAACACCUGCGCAUUCGAUCGACUCGAUGAGAUCGGCCCGGUCGCCAAUCGGUACAAUGUCUGGGUGCACGUUGAUGCAGCAUAUGCCGGAUCGGCCUUCAUCUGUCCAGAGUAUCGCUACCUGAUGAAGGGUAUCGAGACGGCCGAUUCGUUCAACUUCAACCCGCACAAGUGGAUGCUGGUGAACUUUGACUGCAGCGCCAUGUGGCUGAAGGAGCCGUACUGGAUUGUGAACGCGUUCAAUGUGGAUCCGCUCUACCUGAAACACGACAUGCAGGGUUCUGCACCGGACUAUCGCCACUGGCAGAUUCCGCUCGGUCGUCGUUUCCGUGCGCUCAAGCUGUGGUUCGUGCUGCGGCUGUACGGUGUGGAAAAUCUGCAGGCCCACAUCCGGCGUCACUGCGGGUUCGCGAAACAGUUCGAAGCGCUGUGCUGUGCGGAUGAACGUUUCGAGAUUUUCGGCGAGGUGCAGAUGGGUCUCGUGUGCUUCAAGCUGAAGGGCUCGAACGAGCUGAACGAGGCACUGCUCAAGCGCAUCAACGGUCGCGGUAACAUUCAUCUGGUCCCGUCCAAGGUGAACGAUGUGUACUUCCUGCGUAUGGCGGUGUGUUCGCGCUUCACCGAAACGUCCGACAUCGACUACUCGUGGAAGGAGGUGUCGGCGGCCGCUGAUGAGCUGCUGGCCGAGCAGAAGAAGUAA
Anopheles marshallii is the source of this 1467-nucleotide messenger RNA. Its product is annotated as aromatic-L-amino-acid decarboxylase-like. NCBI's taxonomy places the organism in Eukaryota, Metazoa, Arthropoda, Insecta, Diptera, Culicidae. Gene Ontology annotation, molecular function: aromatic-L-amino-acid decarboxylase activity; pyridoxal phosphate binding. Bases 1 to 1467 code for a protein of 488 amino acids. The transcript has 5 exons. Gene Ontology annotation, biological process: amino acid metabolic process; catecholamine metabolic process; serotonin biosynthetic process. The record is from RefSeq and is a predicted model, not a curated record.